This is a messenger RNA of Anolis sagrei ordinatus, 2580 nucleotides long. The record is from RefSeq and is a predicted model, not a curated record. NCBI's taxonomy places the organism in Eukaryota, Metazoa, Chordata, Lepidosauria, Squamata, Anolidae.
AUGCAAGCCCUGUCCCUCGCCCUCCUUUACCUGGGCUCCGUCUCCUUCUUCGGGCUGGAGGCGGCCAAGCUGGACCUGGCAUCAGAAUUCAAGAGAAACCUCAUUCUGGAGCCCGCCAACCUGCACUCGAGGCGCCACACCAGCCCGCCCUCGCCGCCACUCUCCCACUUGAAUGUGGUGCGCCUGGGCUGCCGCCUGGGGACCUGCCAUGCACACAACCUGUUAGACAUGGUCUUCCACCUGAUGGACAAGAGGAAGGAAUCUGCGCCGCCCAACAAGGUCCACGAGUACGGGCGCAGACGGCGGCGGGGGGACCUGGGCAGAGGCACCCUGAGACCAAGGGAAACGCCUUGCCCUGUUCUGGGGCUGAAGCCCGAAGCUAGGGCUGCCUCGGAAGCACCGGUGGGAUUCCCGGUGUUGGCCUGCCCCCCGCGGCCUGUCUUGCUCCUCUCCGCCGCUCCGUGGCCCCGCCCUCCUCCCUCCCUCCUUCCCCCCUCCCCUCCCCACUCGGGGACGCGCUAUAAAAAAGCGCCACCCGCAGCUGGACACUCAGUAGAAACUUCAGAGGAGAAAGCGAGAGCAGCCUCGGAGGCAACACACAGGGAAAGAGAAGCCUUGCAGAAGCCGCUUGGCUUUGACAUUUGGGAGGAGAGAUCUCGCCUGCCUGCAUCCCAGUGGAUUAUCAACUCAAUCAGGAUGCAAGCCCUGCCCCUCACCCUCCUUUACCUGGGCUCCGUCUCUUUCUUCGGCCUGGAGGCGGCCAAGCUGGACCUGGCGUCCGACUUCAAGAGAAAGUGGAACAAGUGGGUCCGGAGGGACCUGAACCUCGCCGUUGAGCCACUGCUCCGUCCGCAAGACGCCAAGGACGAGCCCGGAAUGGCCCAGCAACCCCGCCUCAUUCCGGAGCCCGUCCACCUGCGCUCGAGGCGCCACGCCCGCCAGGCCACGCCGGCGCUCUCCCACUUGAACGUGGUGCGCCUGGGCUGCCGCCUGGGGACCUGCAACACGCACAACCUGGCGCACAUGAUCUUCCACCUGACGGACAAGGAGAAGGACAGCUCCGCGCCGCCCAACAAAAUCCACGACUACGGGCGGAGGCGGCGGCGCCGGGACCUGGGAGACACCUUCGCUGCCCGCUUCACCCGAUCCCUCGGCGCUCACCAGCGCGCGGGCUCUUUGCACUAGUCGCGAGGAGGACGAGGAGGAGGGAGGCAGGCAGGCCGCAGCCCCCUCCCUUCCUCUCCGGCGUCGCCAAGCAACGGCGGCCAGCGCGAGGACUACCCGGAGGACAAGGCGCGCGGGCGGGCAGGCAGGCAGGCAGGCAGGAAGGAAGGAAGCUUGGCCCUCCGCCGUGCGAAGGGACCUUGGCCUCUCCCGCCCUCUUGUGGCCCCGGGCCCGCCCUCCUUCCCUCCCUCAUACUUGAACAGACUUGGCCAGGGCUUGCAAGUGCAAUUGGACUCAGCGCCGGAGUGAGUGUUGUGGUGGUGGAUGUUGCUGGGUGGAAGAAACUCUCGCCCCCCCCCCCCCCGUCUAUUUAAAAAACACAAAAGAGAUUUUUCCCGCUCCUCUUCUUCCUCUCCUUUUAAACUACAGAGUUAUUUUUAUAUAUAUAUUAUGUAUUUUAUGCAUAUGGGCAUUAUUGGGGUCUUGAUUUAUUUUAUAUUCUUUGUUACUACUUUUUUUGUAAACUAUUGGGAAAUGCCAGCCUUUAUAUUCCCUUGUUACUGUGUUUUGUAAGUACUCAGAUCAGUGGCAGCACCAGUUCAUAAUGUUCAAAGCAGGCCUGGGCCAACUUAGGCCUUCCAGGGGUUUUGGACUGCACCUCCCACCAUCCCUCACAGCCUCAGGCCCUUAUCUUUUCCCCCUCAGGUGCUUAACGCCUGAGGGGCGAAAGAAAGGGGCCUGAGGCAGUGAGGAAUGCUGGGAGUUGCAGUCCAAAACACCUGGAAGGCCCAAGAUUGCCCAUGCAUGAGCUGUCUUGACCUACUAAUUUGCAUAUGGUUUCUGAUUGGCCAGCCUCAACAUUCUAACAUCCUUAAGCGGCUGAGGGGGAAAAGGAAGGGGCCUGAGGCUGUGAGGAGUGCUGGGAGCUGGAGUCCAAAACACCUGAAUGGCCUAAGUUGGUCCGGGUCUGCUUUAAAGUGUCUGGGUUUGUCAAGAAGAAUUUGACAGCUUUCUUGACAGCUUCAUCCCAGACACAUUCUGAAGCAACCCCAACUGGUUUUGAAGGAGGUCGUUUACAAACCGACACACUUCAAAGUGCCACCAAACUCUGUGUAUUCCAGUUCAUUCUUCUGUUUCAAUGUACAUGUGAAGAGUGCCUUUCCCUGAAGCAAACAUGUGGCUCCUGCCAUUGAUGGGCAGGAGACUUGUUUUGGAGGGGAACCGUCAGCUUUUGCUGCUGUCCCUCUUUGGUGGGCUGCCUCAAGUUUUCAUUUUUUUUCUGUGUUUUGGUGUCAUUGCCUUUCUCUGUGCUUCUUUCUCUCACUAGUUUGUCACAUUCCGGAUUGGUAAAAGAUGUACCCCCUCUUCCCGUCAAGGGCAGUAUGUGAAAAAAUAAUAAAACAUUAUCACAUGAA